AUGGGAGCCCUUAAUCUCAAAUUCUCGUUACUUUUAAGCUUAGUUUUUAUUGUCGCAGGACAAGAGGAUAAACCGGUGAUUAAUCUCCCACCGAGUUUGAUCCAAUGUCUUCCGAUAGCCUUGACGGUUGGAGGAGGCGAAGCGCCAUAUUAUGUAUCUAUUCUACCUGGAGGUUCACCUGGAGCACCACCUUUGGAAACAUUUCCAACCAUGAGUCUACCAGGUCAAUUAACCUGGAUUGUCGAUCAAGCACCUGGAACACAAUUAACAUUUCAAGUAAGAGAUAACAAAGGAAUUAUAAAUUAUUCACAAAUCUCUACAGUCCUUGCCGGAGGAGACUGUAGUCAUGUUACACCUCUUGGAAUGAUUAAUUCUGGAGACGGAGCCACAAAGAGUCCAACAAAUCAAACUUCUACUCAAUCCAAUCCUGCUCCAAUUCCAAUCACACCACCACCUUCAACUACCGCAAGUCCCCCACUCACACCAACCAAACCAUCAAACAGUUCAUCUAUAUCACCUCUUCCUGGGGCCGCCAAUGCAACCAGUACCCCCAAAACCAAUGCUACAACCAUUAGCAACACCCCGCCUCCUUCUAGCAUUACACCGAUACCGGGUCAACCUCCUGUUUCACCAACGAUACCUAACACUACCUCAGGACCUAAAACUCCUACUGUGGUAACUCCCGCUAUUAAUCCAAAGAAUGUAACCAAUACAAACAUUCCGAAAGAUAAAGCUAAACAAGGUGAUGGGAAUCGAUUUAAGAUUGAUUCUCAUAUGAUGCUUAUCAGUUUAAUAUCUAUAAUCAUUUUCAGUAUAGUUUAG
Messenger RNA from Melampsora larici-populina 98AG31, 822 nucleotides. RefSeq lists its product as hypothetical. Bases 1 to 822 code for a protein of 273 amino acids. The record is from RefSeq and is a predicted model, not a curated record. Lineage: Eukaryota; Fungi; Basidiomycota; Pucciniomycetes; Pucciniales; Melampsoraceae. The transcript is spliced from 6 exons.